AAACAAGUGAAAUAAAAAACAAAUUAGGAAGAGAUCAGCAUACAAAAGGCGGCCUUAUCGCUAAGUAGCGAUUUCUUCCAGGCAACCUUCGGUUUAGGAAAACUUAAGGACAUCAGCAGGUGGCGUAAAACAAAAAUAACCAUAGUAUUAGUAAUACACAUACAUACAAAUAAUUUACAUCCUAAUACAUAAACAAUAUUACACAAAUACCUACAAUAAUGAAUAAAAUACAUAUCAAAAUAUACUAAUAAAUACCUUAUAUUGAAAAGAAAUAAUAUAUACAGAUCGUCUUUACUGCACCAGAUAAUGAGACUUUACGGCAUUUUUAAAAAUGUCCAGUGUCUUUGAUUGCCGUAUGUUUAAAGGGAGAGCAUUCCAUAACUUAACGGCUUGCGCAACGAAAGAAUGUUUAUAAAAUUUCGUCUUAUGCACGGGUAAACAUAGAGUUAGUAAUCGACACUGUCUCAGUUCAGACUGCACUCCCUGAAACGUAAAUUUCUCCUUCAGAUACACAGGAGAUUUUGGAUUAAACAACACACAGUACAAAAGUGAAAGUACAUGCAGAUCCCGGCGACGACGAAUAGGGAGCCACUUGAGCUUCUAACGGAAUUCAGAAAUAUGGUCAUAUUUGCGUAGGCUAAUUAAGAACCGAAUAGCAAGAUUUUGAAGUCGCUCAAGUUUAUUGAGUUGGUCCUCAGUUAUAUUUAGAUAGCUCGCGUCCGAUAAUUUAAUCGAUUACCUAUACAAUGGAGUUACAGUGUAAAGUACAAAACUAUGAAUGGGGAAAACUGGGGUCAGACAGUAUGGUGGCACAACUUUUAUCAAGUGGAAAUCCAAAUGUUACAAUAAACUCUGAACAACCAUAUGCCGAAUUGUGGAUGGGAACCCAUCCAAAUGGACCUUCCUUGAUUAUUGAACGAGGUAUUCUUCUGUCUGAGUACCUGAAGGACAACCAUGAUGCAAUCGGCCCUGAUGUUAAGAAGAAGUUUGGUGUCACUGUACCUUUCCUUCUUAAAGUUUUGUCUAUCCGUAAAGCUUUGUCUAUACAAGCUCACCCAGCUAAGGAUCAUGCAGAAGAACUACACAGACUCUUUCCAGAUAUGUAUAAAGAUCCCAAUCACAAGCCUGAGCUGGCUAUAGCUUUGACUCCAUUCGAAGCUUUGUGUGGAUUCAGGCCAAUUGCACAAAUUAAGAAGUUUUUACAAGAUCUGCCUGAACUUGCACAGAUACUGCCAGAGGGAUUAUUAAAUGGAUUCUUUAAUGCAGAGGGAGCAGAAAAAUGUGAAAAACAUUUAAAAACAGUGUUUCAUUCCCUAAUGACAUGUGAUAAGAAAAAUAUAACCUUGAGUUUAGAAAACCUACUUAGUAGAUUGGAAAAGGAAGAUACAUCUAUACAGACAUUGCUUCAAUAUCCAUUGGUACAAAGACUUCAUAAAGAUUUCCCAGGGGAUGUUGGCUGCUGGGCGCCAUACUUUAUGAACUAUUUGAAGCUUGCUCCUGGACAGGCAAUAUUUCUCAAGCCAAAUCUGCCACAUGCAUAUAUCAGUGGAGACUGUGUAGAAUGUAUGGCAUGCUCAGACAAUGUGGUGCGAGCGGGCCUAACACCGAAGCACAUAGACGUUGAGACACUGGUGGAUAUGCUGGACUACUGCAGUUACUCCAACGCAGAGAUGUUGUUCACUCCGCACUUAGAGGACGAGUUCAGCUGCAUAUGGAGACCGCCUGUACCGGACUUUGCUGUUGUUAAGAUAAAGGUACCAAGUGGUGACUCCUACAACACAAUAGUCCGGCCCAGUCCGAGCGUGAUCAUCAUCACGUCAGGGUCGGGGCAGGCUUGCGAUACUGAACCGGUUCCAGUCAGGCCCGGAGUGGUUCUGUUCCUGAAGGCAAGUCGACAGCUUACUUUCACGCCUUCUGAUGGGUCACAUAUCGAAGCAUACCAGGCUAUAUGCAAUGUUUGAUAACCGACUGAACUGUAUUUUCAAUAGGGAAUAUGCAUGUGAUUCGAUUUAAGGCCAGAUAUUAACUUUAACCUGAGUUACCAGGAAAUGAAAAUUUCAGAGCGUUGGAACGAAAUAAUGUACCACGCAAUUUGUUGGACAAUGUCGCUGAUAAAUUGUAUAACUAUUAAUUAAGCAACAGUAAAAAAACAGCUGGUUAGUAAAAUUUUUUAAUAACCUUGUUGUUGAUACAAGUUAAGAGGUGGGUAAAGUGACAAAAGUUUCCUGGUAACCCAGUCAGCUACCAGAAACAAGAAUUUUCGUAAACAAAAAAGGUGAUCGUCUCAUCGAGAUGAAGCUACUCACGAAAAAUUAGCUUGUUAGUAAUCGGAUGUACAAAAUGUUCUAGGGAUCCCUGACUAUGGCAUUACAAAAAACCAAAAACUAAAGAAGUAUUUUUGCUAACUAGUAACUACUAAGAACUUAAGUUGUUAUCUGACCGUAAAGUGCCAAAGCCAAAUAAGUUGUAGCCAAUUAGCCAAAAUGUUUAAUUGAUAGCUUGUAAUGCUGCAAAUCAUAUCUAAUUGGUUUUACCUUUUUUAAUACCGCAGAAUAUUUAAGUAAUAAACGGAACGUUCGACAAAAAUAUUAUUUAACAAUUAGUUUGACAUUUAUUGUAUCAAGCAACAUUGAGACGACACAAAAUGGACGACAGCGUUUUUGACGUUUGGAAAUUUUGAAAAAUAAAAUACAUGAUUUUUAAAUUAAGUUUCAUAAGAAAUCCUUAAUUUUUAUUAAUUAACGUUGAUAUAUUUCGGAUCCUUAUUCCAUAUCCUAUACGAAAUUAAUAUUGUUUGUAUUUAAUUCGAUAUGAGUCAACUACCCUAUUGUAACGUCAUUUUCCACGUUAACAAGUUGAGUCAAGCAAUAGAAAAGUUUUGUUUGAUCCUAUAGCGCUAAAAUAGUGGUGUUAUAAAUGCUUAAAAUAUGUCUGACAUCAAGAGUUCAUUUUGCAGGUUUAUCUCGGGAUUUUACUUUUAUUUUUAAAUAUUCGAACUUAGUUGAUAAUUGACAAUUGCUAAGGUGGUUGUUAAAGUGUCGGUAUUAGAUUGCUUGCAACAAUAUCUUGUGCGUAAUAAAAUCUUGUAGUUAUGGUUGUUAUUCUUGUCUGGACCAUGUUUGUGCCUUAAAAAUAUGACACCAAAACUAUCGAAAAUGUUUGUUUCGAUUCAUUACAAAGUCCACGCACAAAUUGUGCUCUUUUGCGGUGAAUGCUCUCUGUGUCUAGUUACUGAGCACCCGCAUAUAAUAGGGCAGGGUAGGCGAACCAAUGGCACGCGUGCCAUUGAUUGCACGCGACACAAUAUUUUGGGCACGUCGCCGAUCAUAAAACAUGUGUAAAGUAGGUAUUUGACAUAAAUUAUUUGUCAUCUAACCUGCAGCAACAGAAGUCACACUAAUUUUACAAUAAUUUAAUUUAUGCGUGUAAUAAAAACAUUCCAAAAUGUACCUCUUUUGUUUACUUUAUUUCAUAAAGAGUUUUGAUAGUAUUUAUUAUUGUUAUUCUCCAAAUAAUCAGAAAGUCAAAAUUAUUUGAUGGCACGCCAAUGACCCCAUUAAACAUUUUUUAGAAAAAAUGGCACGUUGAUGCAUAAAGAUUCGCCUACCCUGUAAUAGGGUCAUAUCAAAUUUAAUAUAAACAAUAUUAAUUUCGUGUAGUACAUGGAAUAAGGGUCCGAAAUAUAUCGAUAUCAAUUAAUAAAAGUUAAGGAUU
Messenger RNA from Bicyclus anynana (squinting bush brown), 3714 nucleotides. RefSeq names its product mannose-6-phosphate isomerase (gene Mpi). The record is from RefSeq and is a predicted model, not a curated record. The transcript is spliced from 7 exons. Gene Ontology annotation, biological process: GDP-mannose biosynthetic process; carbohydrate metabolic process. Gene Ontology annotation, molecular function: mannose-6-phosphate isomerase activity; zinc ion binding. Bases 747 to 1961 code for a protein of 404 amino acids. Gene Ontology annotation, cellular component: cytosol. Lineage: Eukaryota; Metazoa; Arthropoda; Insecta; Lepidoptera; Nymphalidae.